Cooperia oncophora is the source of this 651-nucleotide messenger RNA. NCBI's taxonomy places the organism in Eukaryota, Metazoa, Nematoda, Chromadorea, Rhabditida, Trichostrongylidae. The record is from the annotation of a GenBank genome assembly.
AUGACUGAGGUCGCGGAGCGCAGAUGCGAAGGCGUAGAAUGCGGUAAACCAGCGAAACUGCGGUGCCCGACUUGCAUCAAACUGGGUUUGAAGGAUUCAUUUUUCUGUGAUCAGGUGUGCUUCAAGGCGAAUUGGGCCACGCAUAAAAAUCAACAUACGGAUCCGGACGCACCAUAUAAUCCUUGGCCUAACUACAAGUUCACCGGCUCCUUAAGACCUGCCAGGGUCACACCAAGACGACCUGUCCCACAGUCUAUCCCACGUCCAGACUAUGCUUUACAUCCUCAAGGAGUUUCAUUUGAAGAACGUCAAGCGAAAAAGAACAGGGACAUCAAGGUCUUGAACGAUGAGGAAAAAGAGGGUCUUCGUGUGGCCUGUCGCCUGGGUAGAGAGGUCCUGAACGAGGCCGCCAAAGCAUGCGCACCAGGUGUCACCACCGAUGAAAUUGACCGAGUUGUGCACGAGGCUUGCAUUGAGAGAGAUUGUUAUCCUAGCCCACUGGGUUUAGUAGCAUUUCCCAAAGACGUUGGUGGCACACCUCGUGAAGUGAGGUUAUCUGCCAUGGUAUUCCAGAUCUGCGAGUUCUGGAGAACGGUGAUCUGUGUAAUGUUGACAUUACGGUAUACCAUCGCGGAUUUCAUGGGGAUUUGA